Passer domesticus (house sparrow) is the source of this 12448-nucleotide messenger RNA. It is a transcript of the gene NEXMIF, whose product is annotated as neurite extension and migration factor. The transcript has 4 exons. The record is from RefSeq and is a predicted model, not a curated record. Gene Ontology annotation, cellular component: nucleus. NCBI's taxonomy places the organism in Eukaryota, Metazoa, Chordata, Aves, Passeriformes, Passeridae. Gene Ontology annotation, biological process: negative regulation of cell-cell adhesion mediated by cadherin; negative regulation of cell adhesion mediated by integrin; negative regulation of neuron migration. Bases 345 to 4703 code for a protein of 1452 amino acids.
GGGGGAAGGGGCGGGGGCCGGCGGCGGGAGGCGGGGGCCGGGGGCGGGCGCGUCCACCUGCGCGCGCCGGGCCCCGGGCGCAUGGAGCAGCGCUGAGCCGCAGCACCGGCAGCGCCCGGCGGGCGGGGGACCCCCGCUCCAUCGCGGGCCCCGCGCCGAGUCUCCAUCGUCAUCAAAUACAACUCCUGUCAUUCUCCUCUUCCAUUCACCUACCCAAAGACCAAAUCUGGAAAUAGUAACCAAAAGAGAAGCCCACGUCACGCACAGAGCAGGGAAAGGUUGAAAUAAUUGAAGGGUUGGCCAGAUGCAGUGGGGCAUGGAGUGAACAGAAAGAGGUUAAAUUGAUGGAUGACCAACAAGAGCAGGAUUGUGCCUCAGAAGACCAAGAAACUAUCCUGAUUAAUGGGGUGAAAGAAAAUGAGUCGCACGCCCUGGAUGGUGAUGAGAGGCCCUGCAGCGCCGCCGAGGCAGCGGCGCCGUUCCCGGCGCUGAGCGCGGCUCCCAAGGAGGGCCCCGCGUGCCACCGCGCCCCUGCGGCCAAGAAGCCCUGCCUGCUGAGCCCCCCGUCCCCGCUGCGCCUCACCGAUGUCCCCGAGCACGCCUCGGACGACUCCUCCGCCCACGCCAUCUCCCUCACGUCCUGCGUGACCAAGGGCAUGAGCUCCUGGUCGCUGCCGGGCGACUGCGAGAAGGCUCCUUUCACCAUGAUGGAGCCCGGGGGGAUGUCGGCGCUGACGGGAGACUGCCUGAUGCAGCCGAGCCGGACCUGUCUGGGCUGCUUUAUUGAAUCCAAGGACGGCAUUGAUGCGGAGCCGGGAAUAAGCUUGAAAGUGGGGGAUAUAAAUAGGGAUUAUGACACCUGUUCGGUCUCUGAUAUAGGGAUUCACUGCAUGAGCACAGGAGAAACCAUGAGAUAUGGGGAUCAACUGCUUUCAGACCAGCUUUUAAGCUUCCCUAUGCAUAAAUCGAGGGCAGCGGACAAAAGAGAUGCAGAGAAAUCUGACAGUGAUUCAGAGGACCCCACUCAGAAAAAUUAUUACGAGGGAUUACUAUUAGACAAAUGCAAUGGUGAGGAACCUUUACUAACAAAUCCCAACCAGGAAUGGGGCUAUUUUGAAUCUUUCAUUAGUGAAAGUAAAAUUGAGCUGCUUGACCUCUGCUCCAAAAAUGAGCUUUCUGUAAAUCUGUUUUCUGAGGAAGACGUGGACAAUUACAUGUUCGAUGAUGACGAUUCCACCUUGGGAAGUGAUGUCUGCUCCCUAAAGAUUAGAUACGAAUCUUUCCAGGACAAUGUGCGGGAGAAGACCACCACCCUACAAGAGGAUGCCCAAUUCAACUUCUUCCCCAGCGUGUUCAGCAACUGCACCAAAAGGGACAGCAGGAGCACCCUGAAAAGGGGGCCCAGCGGUGCCACCGACCCUUCUCAAUUCAAAUCCGAGGAAGGCAUCAUCUGGGGGGAGGAGGAGGAGGACGGCGAGGAAGAGGACGGUGAGGAGGAGGAGAAAGCUGCCUUAAAUAAAUCUUGCAACAGCACAGAGAUGGUGCAGUACGUGGGCUCCAAGAGGAGCCACUUCUUGGACUCGGUGAAUUCCACAGAGGACUCCGGGGAGUUCAGCGAUGACAGCACUUGCACGGAGUCCUCCUACGACGUGCUGCGGGACAUCAAGGACUGCAGCCGGUACCUGGCCCGGGACCACUCCGGCUCCUUCAUCCAGCAGAACUACGGGCUGCGGGCAAAGAGGAAAGUGCGAUACAGCGACGACUACCUGUACGAUGUGGACUCCAUCGAGAACGAGAAGAUCCUGGACAAGAAGGAGUGGCUCCCAGAUGGGCCCAAGGAGGAGGACGACGAUGAGUGGUGCCCCAAGAAACGGCGAAAAGUCUCUCGCAAGGAGCCCCCCGUGAUCAUCAAGUACAUCAUCAUUAACAGGUUUAAAGGGGAGAAGCAUAUGCUGGUGAAGCUCAGCAAAGUGGAUGCCAACGAGACAACUGUUACUCUGAACGAGGAGCUGCUCAGCAAAUACAAGAAGCUGGCCCCACUGAAGGGCUUCUGGCAGGAGAGGCAGCAGAGCCGGCUGGAUUUGCUCAGAUCGUCUCUCUACCACAAGCAGAAUUUCUAUCUUAACGGCUCAGAUGCUUCGUUCCUCCCUCACCCACGGAAGCGAAAAUGCAAGCUAGCAAACAGGCACCGGAUUCAAAGAAUUAAAGCCAUCGAGCAAUCAGUGAACAAGCUGGGCUCUUGCUCCUCUGAUCACAAGCAGCCUUGCAGCAGUAAGGAGGACGUGGGCCUGAAAGGGCUGCCGGCAUUAGCCAUUGCCACCCCCAGCUGUGCCAACGGAUUACACGUCCACGACAUCACGGGCAUCGCCGUGAAGUGCAAACCACAGGAGCGGGAGCACAAGGGGACGGAGCGGAAAGUGCUCCGCAGAAUCAAAUUCAAAAGUGAAGCCAGGUUGAAGUGCAAGAAGAUUAAAGCUGCCACCAGUACGGCAGAGGACUCCCCAGCACUGGAAAACCAGGACUCCGCAGCGCGUCUGAAGGACGAAAACAGUCCCUGUGCUUCAGACAGCUCCCAUCUCCCAGAGUGCCACGAGGAUAAGGUUGCUAAAAAUUCUCCUUUCCUACCAUCCACCUCCUCUUCAGACAAGCCUCUGCCAUCUGCUAAUAUCACCACCAAUGUACCCCUGAUCCCUGGAGGGUAUCUGCAGACGUUGUUAGAUGCUUCAGAUCUGUCGAGCAACACCGGUAUCCCGUACUUUGCCCAGCACCCCUCCGAGCAGCAGCAGCAGCAGCAGCAGCCACUCCCCAGCAUCGUCCCGCCGGAAAAGCCCUUCCCGUCCCUGCAGCCGGCGCAGAGCUGCGUGCUCUCCCCGCCCUCCGAGUCGGAGCUGCAGCAGUCGCCCGGCCACUUGGAGAUGGAGCAGGGCAGCUUCGGCAGCAUGUGGCCGGCCAGCAAGGGCAGCGAGCGCCAGGACUUCCCCGGGGACAUGCCGGAGGCGGCCGGAAUGCCGAGCGAGUUUGCGCCGGGCACGGACGGCCUCCCCGCCUCUGGAUACACUCAAGUCAAUCUGAAUAGCGGCAAAUUGCUAUACCAAAAAAAUUACAUGCCGGAUAGCCAACAAGUGCAGUCUGAUGAUUCUUAUCAGUCAUGUCAUUUCAAUAAUGGAGAGGGGCGCUUUCAUUUCCAACGAGGUACACUCAGUACGGAUGAUGGCAGGCUCAUUAGUUUUGAUUCAGUGGGUUCAUUGUCAGUUAGUUCUAGCAAUUACAGUUCUUUAAGUUUAAAGUCUUGUGAAAAGGAUGGCGAGGAUGAUAUUAAUGAUGAUUUCUUGGCCCACUGCAGUCCCAAGCUAGUGAUCCAGCAGAGCAUAGAUGAAAUCACCCCUUUGAAGGAGUCCACGGACCUUUUAGACAUUUCCAACUUCACGCCUGAUAGGUUCCGCCAGUCGUCACUUUCGGAGAUGUCCCCUCCAGACACUCCCAACCUGUCCCCACAGAUAGCUGGCUCUGAUGCCAAGCCUCUGGGCACCCUGAAGGGCUUUCAGGAGAGCCCCCAGGCCUCCCUCAACAGUUCCGAGAAGGUCAAGUGGAACUGUGGGGUCCUGCAGACCGAGGAUCAGGCAGAUAAUGGGUUUGCUUUAAAUAAUCACCAGUUCCAGUUCCAUAUGUUCAAUGAUGAAGAUUCUGUCAGCCUUCUCGAAAAGAGUCCAUGCUUGUCAACAUUUAAUGAGCCAUCUGGUCAAAUUAGCACCAAUAGCAAAGUGUCAAAAUCGAAGAGGAAAAGUUCAUCCAGCAAGAAUGUGGGUACAAACCAAAGCUCUUCCCAGAAAGCCACCCGGAAAAAAUCACCCAAAACCAACAAAGGAACCGAUAAGCCGCAAGGGAAAAACUCUAGGCAGGCACCCAAAUCCACCAGGAAAGGGAAAAAUGCAGCAGGAGUCAACGGCGAGAAGGCUCCAGUUGUUGGUGGCAGGGUGGUCACUCAGCUGGGCACCGUGGCCACGGCCACCAAGGGCGUGGCCGAGGGCACUCAGCACUGUGGCCCGGCAGGGGUGAAGCUGGGCAAGCACAACGGGCUCUCUGGAGAGUGGGCACUGGGAAAAGACGGGGGCACGGGCUGGUCGGAAGCCAGCCUGGGCAACGCCACCAGCCUCCUGGACGACGACCAGAGGGAGUUCGAGGAACCUUCCAACAUCCUGUCCAACAUCGCGUCGGGAAUGGCCGAUGUCCAGAGGUUUAUGAUGGCCUCCAUUGAGCCCUUGUGGGGGCCCGUCAGCCACAACAGUGUUCCAGACAUAUUCCGGUCACCGGAGUCCAACAGCCUGAAACUGAAAACUCUUAAAAUUUUGGCAGGGACGUCCCAAGAGUCGAAGAAGAAGGCGAACAGUGGCUCACCAGGGGCGGCAAAGAACCACAAGUCAAACAACAAGGGCUCAAGCAAAAACAGCAAAGCUGUGACCUGCGACCCCGGUCGCCCCAACUGCUCCACCGGGUUCACCACGGACAUUCAUGCUCCCUUUUUUGAUAAAAACUAUAGUAACCUGAGCACUUUAGGCAAUAAUGGACCUACCCAUAAAAAACUCUACCGUCAUAAAUCCAGUUCGAAAUCACUGAGGGAUGAGAACUGUAAAAUCAAGCGGACGGACCGCGAACAGCCCCACAAGGACCCACCCGUGACAGCUGCUUUUGAGAAACUGAGGUAAUGCUGCACCAAACUGGCUGGAAUGCCCCUAACCUCCCUCCCACCUGCUAGGCCCGCUGUUCCUCAGUUUUUCCUUCCUGAAAGCAAAAGUUUGCAUGAGAAAAAAAAAAAAAAAAAAGACAUUCCCCUUUUACAGUUUUGGUUGGUUUUGGUUUUGGGGUUGGUUUCUUUUUUUGUUUGUUUGGUUUUUAAAAUUAUUUUUAAAUGCAUGAAAAUACUUAUGACUUGCAAGCUACCUAAAAGAAUGACCAAUUUUCUGGCUUGGCUGGGGUUAAAAAAACUAACAAGGCUACUCUUUUCUGCUGUUUGGCUUCUUCAGUUUUUAAUUACUUAUUUAUUGGGGGAAAAACAAAAACUAAAAAAAAAAAGAAAAAAAAGAUUACACGCUCUUUUUAAUGAUUUUGACAAGGAAAGACUUUUUUUUUUUUUUUGGAACAUUUUGUAAAAAAUAAACCACAAAAAAAAAAAAAAAAGAGGUUCUGCAUCCAAAAGCCAAGAUCUCAAAACUUAAAGGCUCUUUACUUUGCAAAUGAGAACUCGUUCCUAAUUGAGCUUCACGUGGCAAUUUUUGAGUGCUUUCUGGCCCCCUCUGCUGUUGUGUCUCCUAACCUGCAUCAUCUAAAGCUGCAUCUUCUCUACCCGCCCGCCUUUAGCGCGUUCGCUCAGUCGUGGUGACUCCAGACGAGCUAACUAAGAUGGCAUCAAAUGUUUGAUUUUUUCCUGCAGGGAAUCAGACUCCAUUCUUCUUAAAGCAGAAACAGCAUUUUUGGGUUUUCCUGUAUUUGAAGAAGAGACUCCCUUUUCUAGAAAGACGGUUGAUGUUUGGUUCUUUUCUUACCAUUUUUUUUUCCAGUUGUUUUUUUCUUUUUUUUCCCCCCACCGGUUCCUUUUCGAAAUCUGCCUUGUGGUCUGUUGAAAUGUAAGUGCUGAAAUGGAGAGUUUGAAAUUGUGGGAAUUUUAUUAUUUGAAAGCAAACCUAAUCUGGUAUUCUCUGUGAAAGACUGUUUUAAAAGUCAUACUGUUGUACAGUAGUUUAUGCACUAUUACCCACAACAACAAAAAAUUGUGCCAAACUAUGAACAAGUGACUGUAUUGUAUAUAUUUUUACUUCUCUAUCAACAUUGGGUUGUGAGUGUUUUCUGCAGCUAUGCCUUUUGGUUUUACUAGAAACAUUCCAGUUGUUAAGUACUAACCACCCCCCCUUUGAAAGCACCUGUAACUCACGAUGAAAAACGAUAUUGUUCACUGAUACAACUUACCAAAAGUUUUAUGGACAUGACUAGAAGUGUGCCAAAUUUACUUACCUCAUUUCAUGGAUUCACCCUGUGGUUUAAAGCUCAUAAAGGGAAGAAAAAAAAAGGAAAAAAAAAGGAAACAAAAAGGGGAAAAAAAAAAAGAAAAAAAGGAACUUUGAAACCGAUGCUGGGAAAUGGUAACGUCCUCUCUUUGAAACCAUGAGCAGAAAAACUUAAUGGUGAAAUGUUGAGUUUCAUUAUAGGAGAGAGUUGCAAUGGUGGAGGAGUUCAGAAAACCACUGACGGUAAGUUUGCCAGGAACUCAAGUGUCUGCAUCCAGAGACUACAGAACAGCUGCUUUUCAAGUGUCUGUUUUCUUAAAGCAAAACCUGUAGCUGAAGAUCAUUUGAAAUGCAAAGUUACAUUGCUAAUUCUUUGUAUCUCAGUUUUAUAUAUUUUAUAAGAACCUGGGAUAAAUUCUGAAAUAGGUAUAAAACCAGAACUAAUACAUUUCAUACAUUGAGUGCUAUUCACUUUUCCUUUGAAUAGUUUCUUAAACAUUUUCGAUGCAGAGCCUGUCAGAAGCGCUCUCCCAUCAUAGCUUUGGUGUUUCCUCCAUGUCUAACCUUGUGAUGCCAAUAUAGUUUGAACUUUCAAAAGCAGAGUCAUUAAUUUAAAACACAACUCAGAACCUUUUCUUUGAUUCAGUUCAUGAAACAAAUACAACCAGUGGAGCUAUUUGUGAUCUCACCGAUCAGGGCCGGAUCAUGACUGGACUUUGAGACAGCGUUAAGUAUUGAAUGCUAAAUGUAUUCUCAAAAGGCCUUAUUUGUAACCCUCCUCACCACACCCUCGCCCUCCACGAGAAUAAGGAACCCAACAAAGAUCUAUUUUCCUUGUGCAACAGAGAGCCUGUGCGUUUUGCUGCUGAUUUCUCAUGAAAAACCUUGAUAUGCAAGAGCCCUGGGAGCGACUGGGAGCAGAGGGAUGUGAGGCUUGGACACCUCAUGCAGUAGCAGGCGGUGAGGAAGAGGAGCCUGUCUGGCAGUGGACAGAUCACAUUGCUGAUACGGCCACAGGCGUAGACGUGGUGUCACACAGAGGGCAGGACUGGGCUCAGGUUUCCUCCCAAGUCAGUUUUUUUCCACCCACAUGCCAGACAAAGCAGCAGAAUUGGUUUAAGUUAAUUCAGCAGAAAAGCAGAGCAAUCACUGAAAAUCAAAGUGGAGAUACAGAGUGUUAGUUUAGAAUCGUGUUUUCAGCUCUUACAGAUCUUGGGGUGCAGUUCAGCUCAGCUCUGCGAUCCCAGAGAGAACAGCUCAGUAGUUGCAUUGUGUUUUAUUUAAGAGAUGAAAGGACGAACUCUGAAAAACAAAUUAGUAAUUAAAAAACCAUCCUGUAAGUUCAUUUUUUUCAAGGAAUAAAUGCUGGCAUUGCCUGGAGUGAGUUGCUCUGGAUGAGAGUGGUCCCUUGUGCCCCAUGGCAUGCAGCGUCCCACCCCAGCUCUGGCUCCAGGAGGGAGAUCCAGAAGAUGCUCAGGAUUUACUCUGGAGACAAGAGCUGUGGUAGGCCUCCAUCCUUGGGCUCUGGGCUGGCUUGCAGCCACCACACUCUCCCUGCUUCCCCAGCAGCUCUCUUUUCUAUUCACAGGCUCAUCAAAUACUACAAGCUCCAACCACUGCUUGGUGUUGGCAUAUCCCAGGUUUUGAGCGUUCCCCCCACGUGCUGCAGGAGUGGGUCUGGCAGCUCCCUUCUUUUGGAUGUUCUGGCUGCUGCUCUUACAAAGACAGGUCAGGCCCAGGGCUGGGAUGUGGCACAGACCUCCUUUCUGACCCAGAACCAUCAGCUGAAAGCACAUUUCACCUGGCCUGCACUGUGCUCCUUAUGCUUAAUGUUAUGAAUAUGGGACUCAUAAUAAAACCCCUUGUACUGGACGGGAUAGCAAUACUUGCUGCAUUUGAGGAAUGUGCAAUAGGGCAUGAAGAUCAGGCAUGAAACAUCAACUGUUUUAUCCAUGAAUACCCAGCUGGCUGUUUCAGAACGGUGUUAAUCACAAAUUCCAGCUGCCUUGUUGCUCUCCUUCAGUCCUUUUACCAUUCCAGUUGCUGACAGUUUUGGUGGUCAUCCCAUGUCCUCCAAAAGUCUCUGGUGGGGAGAUGUUAAAGAGCCUGGGUCCCUCAUAUGUGGCACUGGCUCUUCCCGGUGUCUGAAAAGGUCAUCGCUCUGCUGCUUGACCCCAAAAUUUAGAAAUUGCCUUGAGCCAACCAUUUGCCCUCCUCCCUUUUGAUCUUUAUAGAACAUUUGGGUGGGAAGGGACCUUUGAAGGCCAUCUAGUCCAACUCCCCUGCAAAAAGCAGGGACAUUUACUAGACCCGGUUGCUCAGAGCCUGACUUGACCUUGAAUGUUUCCAGGGAGGGGACAGCCACCACCUCUCUGGGCAACCUGAGCCAGCGUUUCACCACACUCAUAAAAUAUUUUUUUCUCAAGUCCUUGUCGGCAAGGCUGUUCCAAAUCCCUUCAUUCCCAGCCUGUGGAUCCCAGGGAUUUCCCCAUCCCAGGUGCAGCACAUGGCAUUUGACCUUGUUGAACCUUAUGAGGUUCCCCUGGGCCCACUUCUUGAGCUUGUCCCUGUCCCUGUGGAUGUCACUCUGUCCCUCAGGCACGUUAACCUCACCACUCAGUUCAGUGUCAUCUGCAAACCUGCUGAGGGGACUCGAUCCCAGUGUCUGCAUCAUUGGUGAAGAGACUCCACAUUGCUGGUCCCAGGACAGACCCCUGAGGGACAGCACUCACCACUGAUGUUCUCCUGGACAGUGAGCUGUUGACACUGCCCUCUGGAUGUGACUGUCCAACCAGUUCCUCAUCUGCUGAACACUCCAUGUUUCAAAUCCAUCUCUUCAGCUUAGAAAGGUGUUGUGGGGGACUGUGUGAAAGGCUUUACAGAAGUCCAGACAAAUGACACCUGGAGCCCUUCUCUUGUCCUCACUCCAUCCUAGAAGGCCACUGGGCUGGCCAGGCAGGACUUGGCCUUGGUGAAGGCUGGCUGUCCUGAGUCACCUUCCUGCCCUCCAUAAGCCCCAGCAGAGUUUCAGGAGGGUCUGGUCCAUGGAGUCCCCAGGCACAGAGGGGAGGCUGACAGGGCAGUGGUUCAAUGGUUUAGUUUUCCCAGUCAUCCAAGACUUCACCUGACUGCCAGGACUUUUCAGAUACUGUGGAGAGUGACUUGGCAACUUCAUCAGCCAAUUCCCUCUGGGCUCUCGGAUUUUCCUCAUUCAGAUUCCUCAGAUGGUCACAAACUUGAUUUUCUCUUACAGUGGGAGGGACUUUGCUCCUCCAGUCCCUGUCCUGUGGUUCCACCGCUCAUGGGAGAUGGAAAGAGAGGUUUCCUUAACCUUCUCAUCCAUAGUUACCAGUCUGCCAGUUAUGUCACACCUGCUUUGACCUUUCCUUUUCAUGCUGACACACCUGGAGAAGCCCUUGUUAUUCUUCAUGUCUCUUGCCACAUUCAGCUCCAUCUGCACCUUGCUUUCCUCACCCUGUCCCUGAGCAACCUGACAGUAUCCCAGUACUCUUCCAGGAUAUCUGUCCCUGCUGCUGCUGCCUGUGCAUCUCCUCUUCCCCUUCAGCCUGACCAGCAGGUCCCAACUCAGCCAUGCCAGUCUCUUGCCUUCCUUGCCUGAUUUCAUACACCUGGGGAUUGAGAGUUCUUGCUUUCUAUGAAAAGCAUCCUGAAAGAUCUGCCAGCUCUGUUGUGCUCCCUCAUCCCCAAGAGCAGUUUCCCAGGGGAUCCUACUGAUCAACUUGAGGAGCUAGCACUUUACUUUCCUAGGAUUCAUCUCCACCUGCCUAUCACUACCUCAAGGUUUCACUUCCCACCUUUGCCUCAUCCCUCACCAUACAAGCUUUUGUUCUCCAAUUGCAUUUUUGUUUUUCAUGGCACUGCUCACAGCUGUGGGAGGACAGGGAUGUGGGUCCCACCUAUCCCUGCCUGCCACCCACACCCCUAGGGCUCCCUGCCCUUCUUGUGCUGGCUCCCACCUUGGCCCAUCCUCUUGCAGUCUCAGUACAACUUCCAUCCUCCUCCUGCAUCUCCUCGUUGGGCUCCAGGAGCUCUCUUGGCUCUUGGGAGCGAUGAAGCCAAGCCACACAAAAGAUGUUUAUUCUGCAGCAUUCCUUAAAAUGUCUUUUCUGCUUCAUCUCUUUUCACUCCUCCUCUGGGGCAGGAUGGGAGGACGGUGCCAGCAGUGCUGCUGAGCCGUGGUGUCACCAUGGUCUGGGUGACUUAGAAUUGGCACUGGCAUUAAAAAGCAGGGACCAGGCACUUCCAAAGGUGAUAAAAUCCAUCUGAGAAGAGAAUUCCACAGGACAAGGUGGUAAUCACUGUUCUGCCAUAGGAGCAUGGGUCUCCCAUGGCACAGGAAUAGGAGAGAUGUCCUGCAGAAAGGAAUCCUGCAGCAGGAGCCAACCCAGCCCACGGCCAUCGAUUGCAUUUAGAGGUUUUGUAAAUAGAAAAAUAUCAGUGAUGGGGAUCCAAUAAAAACCUUCUGGGUUUUUAUUACAAAAUACAUCUUAACAGGUUUACAUCUUGCUUUUCUUUUUUUUUUCUUUUUUUCUUUUUUUUUUUUGAGCACAGGAGGAUGGAUUUUUUUUUAAAAAAAACAUCUUGAGAAUAAUGACUUGUGAACCAGAGGUAGCCAGGCAUUUUGGGAGGAGGAGGAAGAGGAGCAAGAGGAGGGCAGGGGCAGCCACAGGACUGUCCUUGCCAUGCUGUGCUGUCUUUCUGAGGCUGGGUCGGCUUGGAGAGGAGAAGCCAAGGCUGGCUGGUGAUUGCUUGGAGAAACCAUUGCUGCACUGUUUGCUCUUUUAAAAAAUCAGGAUUGCUGUUAAUUUUUCAGCACUAUGGGCCAAACAAGCCAGGAACCAAAAUAAAGAUGUUUUAAGCAUUGUCAUCCUUUAGCUGCUGGACCAUGUUCUUUCUCUAAGCUCCCGAUCUAGCAAAGCACUAAGGUGGGAGCUCACUCCUGGGGCUCCUGUGCCCCAAGUGCUUUCCCAGCCAGUGAUGUCAAGUCCCAAGAGAAACUCCCCUGAAGUCAGUGUAAGUGGGAAGAGGAUCAGGAGCGUGGACUUGGGUUGGUGCAGGAUCAGGCCCUCGGUCUUUGCUUUCUCAACUGUGUGUUGGACUUUGCCUGUGCAGCUCCCAGGGUGUCCAGUGGAGGUUGCAUGGUUCAAACUGCUGACAUCUAUUGGAGAAUGUGCCUCUUUAUCUCUUCAGCAUGUGAAAUAAUGCAAAAAAAAAAAGAAAAAAAAAAGAAAAUAAACCAAGUACAAUGUCUGUGGUAGAAGCAAGGCUUUUCAAAUCUGUUUCUCAGGUAAACAAGUGACACUAAUGACAGUGGAGUAACAGCCAUCUAAGGGAAUUGGGAUCUGAAGCAGGAGGAUUCCCUCCAUCUCGCAGGACGCUUGGGUUGCCAGACACGUUUACUGAGCCUUUAAACACUUGGUGCAAAAGCAAACAAGAAAUAAAAUCGGUCUUUUCACUACCCUUCACUAGCUAGACAGACAGACAGACAGACGUCCAUUUCUAAAGCACAAAGGGAAGACUUAAACCUAGACUAAACCACACACACACACAAAACCAAGGUACCAGUGAAACUCCUUUUGUCUCUUACCCCCGGUGGGAAGCAGGGUAGAAAUCCAAGGAGCUGCUCUGUUCCGCUGCCCCGGCGCCGGCCGGGCGCUUCGACUGCUGCCUCCAGAGAUGUGAAUGUACUGCUCCUUGAGUUCCCUUCCAUAGAACUAGAGGCACCUCGCUAGGAAGUUGCUCCUGUUUUAUGGUGCUAAAGAAAACUUUUAUUCCCCCCCUUGAGCAUUUAAGAACUAUUAAAUGGCCCUUUUUAUGAAUGUAACAUAUCCAUUUCUGUUCCACAUUUUACACUGCAAUUUUAACAUGUUUGGAAAUGAUUUGCCUUUUUUCUUUUAGAAUAAGCUUUAUAAAUAUUCUGUAGAGUCAAUUGAAGUAUAAUUCUUAAGGAUCACUCUAAGACGCCUACAAAAUCUUGUAUAUUUUUAAGUGUGCCAAUUUGUAAAAUAUUUUGUAAGUGUAUAUUUUUCUUAGAAAAGUGCUGUGAAGUGUUUGUAUGUGUGAGGUUUCCCUUUUUUUGCACCUUCGGGUGUUAAUAAAAGGAUGUAUACUUAAGAGUUUCUGGUUUUAAAAACCAAAAUACAAAGAAAAAAAUUAAACUUUUGUUGGGAAUUUUGUAAUAAAAAGAAAUGUUGUGAAAGAGUGUAGUGAUAUUGUGUAAAGGAAACUGGAAAAUUUGUGAGCGCUUUGCUGUUUUAUAGAUCCUCUUGUAAAUUAUUCUUGUAAUAUUUUGGGUUUUGUUGUUCUUGUUGCAAAGGUUUUAAAUAUUUGUGACUGACUCUGUAUGGUGGAAACGUCAUAUUGUUAACUUGCUGAGUUUUGUUAUAUUGUUUAUGGAAUAAAUAAAAAAAUUUAAAAUCUCAUUUUAA